Messenger RNA from Pungitius pungitius (ninespine stickleback), 5854 nucleotides. RefSeq names its product protein tyrosine phosphatase receptor type Ub (gene ptprub). Gene Ontology annotation, biological process: protein dephosphorylation. The record is from RefSeq and is a predicted model, not a curated record. The coding region runs from base 230 to 4576 and encodes 1448 amino acids. The transcript has 31 exons. Gene Ontology annotation, molecular function: protein tyrosine phosphatase activity; protein binding. Lineage: Eukaryota; Metazoa; Chordata; Actinopteri; Perciformes; Gasterosteidae. Gene Ontology annotation, cellular component: membrane.
AUGGAGGCUGGGGAAAGUGGUCGCAAGAAAGAAAUCUCUCCCCUGAACUGUUUACCCUGACGUCAGUUUGCAGAACUGGCUCUACCCUGUCUCCUCCAGUGUCUCCGAAACUCCCCUCGGUGAGGACGGGGACAGUGGAUGGACUCCAGUCGGCUCGAGCUCCCGGACCUCACGGACUGAGUGAGAUGAUUUCUUCUACACAUUUAAAGUGGACUAAAAGAGCCGCGCCAUGAACACCUGCGCCUUUCUGCUGAUUUUGACUGUUCAGAUCUACGCCGAUGGCAUCGAGGGGCCAACAGCAGCUGGCUGCACGUUUGAAGAGGAUUCAGACCCCAGUCUGUGUGACUUUACCCAGGGGGAGGAGGAUGACUUUGACUGGCUGCUGUUCCGGACGUACAGUUCCCCGUAUGCCAGCCCCGACCUCCUGCGAGGAUCCUAUAUGUUGGUGAAUUCUUCCCAGCAUGCCGUGGGUCAACGCGCUCAGCUGCUGCUGCAGACACUGAGUGAAAAUGACACGCACUGCGUGCAGUUCAGCUACUUCCUGUACAGUCGGGAUGGCCACAGCCCGGGGGCCCUGCGGGCAUAUGUUCGGGUCAACGGAGGUCCCCUCGGCAGUCCGGUCUGGAACACAUCGGGGUCUCAUGCCAAGCAGUGGCACCAGGUCGAGCUGGCGGUCAGCACCUUCUGGCCUAAUGAAUACCAGGUACUGAUCGAGGCAACAGUUUCCAGAGAGCAGCGAGGCUACGUUGCCUUAGAUGACAUCAUGGUGCUCAACUACCCCUGCUAUAAGGCGCCGCACUUCUCCAGGCUGGGAGAUGAGGAGGUCAAUGCUGGACAAAAUGCCACUUUUCAGUGUGUUGCAGCUGGAAGAGCAUCAGAGGCUGAGAAGUUCCUACUGGAGAGACACAAUGGGGACAUUUUUACCACGGCAUCGGUCAAGCACUUGAGUCACCGGCGCUUCGUGGUCUCCUUCCAGCUAGACGGCGUCCAGCGAACGGAUCAAGACCUUUACCGCUGUGUCACUCAGUCCCCCAGGGGCUCCGGGGUCUCCAACUUUGCUGAACUCGUUGUCAAAGUACCUCCGUCGCCCAUUGCACCACCCCAGCUGCUGCGAGCUGGCUCUACGUACCUAAUCAUCCAGCUCAACACCAACUCUAUCCUGGGAGAUGGCCCCAUUAUCAGGAAGGAGAUUGAGUACCGCGCCAACCAGUCUCCGUGGUCCGAGGUGCACGGGGUCAACAUGGUCACCUAUAAGCUGUGGCACCUGGAGCCGGACACAGAGUACCACAUCAGCGUGCUGUUGACUCGGCCCGGAGAGGGCGGGACCGGCCCGCCUGGACCGCCUCUUGUGAGCCGGACCAAGUGUGCAGAACCCAUGCGUGCUCUGCGAGGCCUCGCCGCCCCAGACAUCCAGUCCAGGCAGUUGUCCCUGCAGUGGGAGAAUUUGGCGUUCAACCUGACACGCUGCCACACCUACUCAGUGUCGCUGUGCUACCGCUACACCACGGCGGGAGGCGGCGGGGGCCACAACACCACCGUGCGCGAGUGCCUGGCAGUGGAACACAACGCUUCACGCUUCACACUGCGUGAUCUGCCACCUUACCAUGGCAUCCAUGUCCGACUGUCACUGGCCAACCCCGAGGGGAAGAAAGAGGGCAGAGAGGUCACCUUCCAGACCGAGGAGGACAUUCCCGGAGGCAUCGCACCGGAGUCACUCACCUUUACCCCGCUGGAUGACAUGAUCUUCCUGAAGUGGGAGGAGCCCGUCGAGCCCAACGGUCUUAUUACCCAAUAUGAGAUAAGCUAUCAGAGCAUUGAAUCGUCUGACCCAGGCAUCAACGUACCAGGGCCGAGAAGAACUGUGUCCAAGUUGAAGAAUGAGACCUACCACAUGUUCUCCAACCUCCACCCGGGAACAACUUACCUCAUCUCCGUUCGAGCCCGAACAGUCAAGGGCUUCGGCCUGACCGCCCUCACUGAAAUCACCACUAACAUCUCAGCCCCAAUGUUUGAUUACGGAGACAUGCCGUCCCCCCUGAGUGAGACAGACAGCACCAUAACUGUCCUUUUGCGCCCCGCCCAAGGCAGAGGGGCACCUGUCAGUACAUACCAGGUGGUGGUUGAAGAGGAGACGGUGAAGAAAGUGAAGAGAGAGCUGGGGCUUCAGGACUGUUUCCCAUUGCCCAUGUCCCACGGUGAGGCGCAGGCCAGGGGCACGCCGCACUACUACACAGCCGAGCUGCCACCCAGCAGCCUCCCAGAGGCCAGUCCCUUCACCGUGGGGGACAAUCACACCUACAACGGCUACUGGAACAGCCCUUUGGACCCACGCAAAAGCUACCUUGUCUACUUCCAGGCCAUGAGCAACUUCAGGGGGGAAUCCAGAAUAAACUGCAUACGCAUAGCUCGCAAAGCGGCCUGCAAGGAUCACCGCAAGGCUCUGGAGGUUACUCAACACUCUGAGGAGAUGGGUCUAAUUCUCGGGGUGUGCGCGGGAGGUCUGGUGGUCCUCAUCCUCCUGCUGGGUGCCGUGAUCAUCAUCAUUAAGAAAGGAAGGGACUACUACUCUUACUAUCCGAAACCAGUGAACAUGAAUAAGACACCCAUCACCUACCGGCAAGAGAAGAGCAAUAUGGGCUCCAUGGAGCGCAGUUUCACAGACCAGAGCACCCUACAGGAAGAUGAAAGAAUGGCCCUUUCCUUCAUGGAUGCUCACACCUGCGGCACACGCAGUGAUGCUCGUAGUUCAGUGAACGAGGCCAGCAGCCUGCUGGGAGGCUCCCCGAGGCACCAGUGUGGACGUAAAGGCUCCCCCUACCACACAGGGCAGCUCCACCCCGCCGUCCGAGUGGCUGACCUUCUCCAGCACAUUAACCAGAUGAAGACUGCCGAGGGCUACGGCUUUAAACAGGAGUAUGAGAGCUUCUUUGAUGGCUGGGACUGCACAAAGAAGAAGGACAAAACCAAAGGGAGGCAUGACACGUUGGGAUAUGACCGCCACAGAGUGAAGCUCCACCCUCUCCUGGGAGACCCCAACUCGGACUACAUCAACGCCAACUACAUUGAUAUUCGGAUUAACAGGGAAGGCUACCAUCGAUCCAACCACUUCAUCGCCACUCAGGGACCCAAACAAGAGACCCUGUAUGAUUUCUGGAGGAUGGUAUGGCAAGAAAAUUGCUUCAGCAUCGUCAUGAUAACAAAGCUGGUGGAGGUUGGCAGGGUGAAAUGCUGUAAGUACUGGCCCGAUGAGAGCGAGAUGUAUGGUGACAUCCAAAUCACGCUGCUCAAGACCGAGACUUUGGCGGAAUACACAGUUCGAACUUUUGCCUUGGAGAGGAGAGGAUACGCGACCAAGCAUGAAGUGCGUCAGUUCCACUUCACGUCCUGGCCUGAGCACGGCGUGCCGUAUCACGCCACUGGAUUGUUGGCCUUUAUUCGACGAGUGAAAGCCUCCACUCCUCCUGACGCUGGUCCUGUGGUGGUGCACUGCAGUGUGGGGGCGGGCCGCACCGGCUGCUACAUCGUGCUGGACGUCAUGUUGGACAUGGCGGAGUGUGAAGGCGUGGUGGAUAUCUACAACUGUGUCAAAACCCUCUGCUCUCGACGCAUCAACAUGAUCCAGACUGAGGAGCAGUAUGUGUUUAUCCAUGAUGCCAUUUUGGAGGCCUGUCUGUGCGGAGAGACGGCCAUAUUAGUGAACGAGUUUGCAGUCACUUACAAAGAGAUGCUGCGAGUGGAUUCCCAGAGUAAUUCCUCUCAGCUACGGGAGGAGUUUCAGACGCUCAACUCUGUUACUCCCCACCUGGAUGUGGAGGAGUGCAGCAUCGCUCUGUUGCCCAGGAACCGAGAGAAGAACCGCAGCAUGGAUGUUCUGCCGCCUGAUCGCGCGCUGGCCUUCUUGGUUACGACAGAAGGGGAGAGCAACAAUUACAUCAACGCCGCUCUCGCUGACAGCUUCCACCGGCAGGCUGCUUUCAUCGUCACCCCUCACCCUCUGCCGGGCACCACGGCUGACUUUUGGAGGCUGGUCUUUGACUACGGCUGCACAGCAGUGGUCAUGCUGAACCAUCUCAACCAGUCAAACUCUGCCUGGCCUUGUGUUCAGUACUGGCCGGAGCCUGGUUUACAGCAGUACGGGCCCAUGGAGGUAGAGUUUCUGUCCAUGUCAGCAGAUGAGGAUGUCAUUACUCGUCUGUUUCGGGUCAAGAAUGUCACAAGGCUCCAAGAGGGCCAGCUGGUUGUCUGUCAGUUCCAGUUCCUGCGCUGGUCGGCGUAUCGAGAUGUUCCAGACUCUAAGAAGGCUUUUCUCAACCUGCUGGCUCAAGUGCACAAGUGGCAGAGGGAGUGUGGAGAAGGACGCACUGUUGUCCACUGCCUUAACGGCGGUGGUCGCAGUGGGACCCUCUGUGCCUGCAACAUUCUCCUUGAGAUGAUCCAGUACCAGAACAUGGUGGACAUCUUCUAUGCCGUCAAAACGCUACGCAACUGCAAACCCAACAUGGUUGAGUCUUUGGACCAAUAUCGGUUCUGCUAUGACCUUGUCCUGGAGUACUUGGACUGCUUUGAAGGUAGAUAGCAACUAAAUGUUGACCACAUCAGCACUAGACCAUCUGCUGGAGAUUCAAUGUAAUGCUAUCCAGUGACCCGUCUACUUUAAUGUUUGGACCUAUGGACUUGGCAUUGAAAGGACUGGAAAGGAAGGAGAGGAGAAAAAAAAAUCUUGGUCAAGGUUCUAACCUUUAACCUUUAAUGUACAGCUGUGAUUUCCUCCUUGUUGGUGAUGUUUAUCUCUUUUGAUAUAUUUUGUGCUUUUCUGGGUCCUUUUUGCCUCCGGACUAAAACUCUUUUGUGCGAAGGGUUUCUGUAGCUAAAAAACAGUAUUCAGAGCUACAAGAUGGACCUGUUAAUUGCGGAGGAAGAUCAACAUGGCUGUGUUUCAUUGUUUCGCUGAAACAGCAAAGAGGUUGGAUGACUUUCCAGAGAAAAAGAAUAAGAAUAAUCUAAACCUUCGAAGCAUUUUCCUCUCCCUCAAGAGAUACGUACAGUCCAUGUGGCAUGAUUUCUCUACCGUACCAUAAACUGCCUUAUUCUCUGAUGAUAGGAUGGAUUUUUUCAAAUCACUGAAUAAAUUAAGUAGGUUGUCAUACUGAUGUACGAACGGCAACAAGAGAUUCGCAGCAGUAGGAUAGACCAGCCCAGUCCUCAACAGUAAUGAUGCAGAAACUGUACAGUAGUGCAAUGUGUUGUAUUUUGCCAUAAUGUCUGUGCUGGAUUACCAUGUGUGCUGUAGGUGGACAUUUACAGGGACCACAGCACUGGGCCUGGUGCCACCACUGAAGAUUCCUGUCGCAUUACUGUCACAGUGCCAAUCCCAUUGACUGACUUGAAUCCUGUAUUUACUUUACUCUGUCAUCUUGAUAUAUGCCUACAAACAUCCAGUAUGUAUUGCAUCAGCUAAUGUUCAUGCUCCAAAGUGAUUGUUUGUAUUUUAUACCCAGCUGGAAAAGGAAAAGGAGCCAGGCAAACUGUUAAAAAUGUAUUGACAUGCCAUAGUGGUGGUGCAAAUAAUGAUGUUCCAUUGAUGCCGUGGUGAAAUGUCCAAGCCAGUACUGCGUUACAGGUUUGAGUCUGUAAUUCCUUUUACCCCUUUGUUGUCUGAGGCAUUUGGUUGUACUGUAAAGUGUCUCAGCAAGCUAAACCAGUUUGAAUCUGUUCAUAACCCUUUCAGUAGGGGGUUCAUUCAAGUAUUUUGACCUGAAUAUUAGUUGUUGUUCCUAGUGAUGUAAAAUAAAUAAAGUAAAUAUAUACAAAUAAAAUUGGGCAUCAACAUUGUGCAAGGGGCUAAAUGGCAGUC